Messenger RNA from Homo sapiens (human), 5583 nucleotides. It is a transcript of the gene FADS2, whose product is annotated as fatty acid desaturase 2. Gene Ontology annotation, biological process: arachidonate metabolite production involved in inflammatory response; positive regulation of cellular response to oxidative stress; unsaturated fatty acid biosynthetic process. Gene Ontology annotation, molecular function: acyl-CoA desaturase activity; oxidoreductase activity; stearoyl-CoA 9-desaturase activity. Lineage: Eukaryota; Metazoa; Chordata; Mammalia; Primates; Hominidae. The transcript has 13 exons. Gene Ontology annotation, cellular component: endoplasmic reticulum membrane. Bases 2584 to 3918 code for a protein of 444 amino acids. The record is from RefSeq and is a predicted model, not a curated record.
AUCCUUGCUCUCCUCCCUCCUAGCCUACCCAGCUCGGGGUUCUGUCCCCGCCCAGAGACCUGAGGCUCGGGGCUGCAGAUGGAAUGCACGGCAGGGAGGCGGGACCCUUUGUUUGUGUGUGCGUGUUGUUGGCCUCCAUCCCCACUCCCCAGACUCCACUUCUCCAGGCCUCUCUCCCGCCUUUUCAUCCCGCAUCCGCAGGACACCCAAUCACCGGGCAACAGUUUCUCCCGUACAUCCCAGUCCAGCCCCAGCCUCUGGAGUUAUCUUUCUACACCAUGGAUCUGAUCACAGUACACCUGCUUUACGGAUGUCCAAGCCUCCUCCAUGGUAAAGUCCUCCCUUCCUACCCCUUACUGAGGCUGCUGGGGCUUUUCUCAAUUUGAGCCCCAUCUACCGCCGGCCUCAUUGGAGCCAUUCUUUGAACUUCAUUCAUUCAUUUGUGUCUUCAACACAUGUUUUUAUGUUUUUUCAGGACCUACCCUGGCUGGUACUGUGCUGGGAGCCGCUGGGGACCCCAGGCCCUGGCCGGUCCACGCUUCUCAGCCACCCUACACAGGCCACCCAUACGUGCUCCCUUUUAGGGCCUGAACCUUCAAAGCCUCUGUGAGAUACUCCCUGGUUCUGCCUUUCAGCUAUCACUCCCUGCUCCGAGCUCCACACCCUUUACAAAUGUUCAUUAAAGUUAUCUAUAUGGUAUGUUAAUCCAUUUCUGAGAAAAUAAUUUUCUUGGUUCCAUUUCCGUCAACGUUUGACAGUCCUCAAGGCCACCAUACUCUCUGGAGGUCUUGCUUCAUCCUCUUAUUUUGUACAGAAGGCUUUUGUUUGGGAUGUCUGCUCACACUCAAAGACAGAGAGGCCUUACUGUCUUUAUGUCUGCAGUCUGUGGAGUGAAUGAAGGAUGCUCAGGGCUGACACCAGCAUGAAAUGUGAUGGGAGAGGUUGGGGACUGUGUGAAUGUGAGGAAAGGGAGCCCAUCUGCCCCCCCAAGUACAACCCCACCAGUUGGGCAGAGUGAUCCCCCCACCACCCCUGCAUUGCUGUGAAAUUUAGAUUGGGCAGGGCCCGUUUGACCAUCUCUCUCAAUCUCAGGCUCUCCAUUUUCAAGUGAGAUGUAAUAAUAUGCGUCCUGUUUACCUCUCAGCCUGUGAUGAGAAUCUAAUGAUUAGGGUGUGCUAGCACACAGGCACCUGUAAAUCCCAUUGAAAUCUGAGGGCCCUAUAACUCCUCUAGUGAUUCCCAAGCCUCGUGCACCCCACCCUCUCUGUUCAUCCUUACUUCCCACGUGUCCCGUUAGCCCUCCGGAUGCAGUCAGGCCCAUUUCCCCCAGGACGCCCGGCACUAAGCCGCCCCAUCCAGCUGGGGUCUGAGGGGCCUGUCUCUUGCCCCACGCCUAAAAGACCUAACCCUCCUCCUAUCCCUUCGAUACGGCAGUCUUUAUUUGCUGGAGUCUGCACAACAUCACUGCCCAAUGAUGUGUCUGCUUCCACGAUUCCCAAAGAGACUGAGCUUACUGAGACCAGGGCAAGGACCGCGCCAGUUCCUCAUCGCCCCCUUCCUCUGCCUUCCCCUCCCUUCCCCCUCACCGCAGCCAUGGCGCCCAGACCAAGAAAGCAGAGCAGAGGUUCCGCAAUUCUUUUCUAAGAUUGUCUGACUAGAGGGUUCAAAGCCCUCUAAUCCAAGGCCGGCUUGUGUCUCUAGGGAGGUUGCAGAAAGGCGCCAGAAUGUGGAUGGCGCGGACAAUGUGGGAUACUGGAGUCUCGACUGCCGCGCGCCAAGGAAGGGCGUCACCUAGCCAAGCCGGCCCUGGAGUUGAGUGCCCCGCAGCCCGCCGGUCCACCCGCCCGGCCGCUUGCUGGCACCCUGGUGGCCGCGCCGGCUUUGUGUCGGCAUCAGGUGCAAACCCCCAGAGCGCCGGGCGUGCGCGCACGCGCCCCGGAGCGCGCGGAGCCCAUUCGUUGCCCCCACCGGGAUCUCCUCUAGGAUCUCCUCCGGCGCCCGGGGCCGGAGAGUGGGGGAGGGAGGAGGUCGGACACGUAGCCUGCCUCGCAGCAGGGCUCGACUCCACGCGGGAGGGCGGGGGAGCCGGGGACCCGCCGCUCCAGCCCGCUGGCCUUCGAAAGAUCCUCCUGGGCCAAUGGCAGGCGGGGCGACGCGACCGGAUUGGUGCAGGCGCUCUGCUGAUCGCUGUGGAAACUCGGGCGGCGGGGAACGCGGGAGGAUGUGGAACCCGAGGCGGGGGGAGCCGGAGGGGCGGGCAGAGGAGGUGUCGAGGCCCUGAGCUCCCGGGGAGUUUUUACUGGAGGCAAAAGUCCAUAGCGGGAGGGCUGAGGGAGGGGCGGAGGAAGGGGACCGCUUGGGGGCACUGGGAAGCCAGGGAUCCUCCGCCAGGAAGGCAGGGACACUCCCGAGCGCAGGCGAGAAGGCUGGGGGAGGGGGCGCGGUGGGAGGAGUAGGAGAAGACAAAAGCCGAAAGCGAAGAGGGCCCGGGCUGCACACACCGGCUGGGAGGCAGCCGUCUGUGCAGCGAGCAGCCGGCGCGGGGAGGCCGCAGUGCACGGGGCGUCACAGUCGGCAGGCAGCAUGGGGAAGGGAGGGAACCAGGGCGAGGGGGCCGCCGAGCGCGAGGUGUCGGUGCCCACCUUCAGCUGGGAGGAGAUUCAGAAGCAUAACCUGCGCACCGACAGGUGGCUGGUCAUUGACCGCAAGGUUUACAACAUCACCAAAUGGUCCAUCCAGCACCCGGGGGGCCAGCGGGUCAUCGGGCACUACGCUGGAGAAGAUGCAACGGAUGCCUUCCGCGCCUUCCACCCUGACCUGGAAUUCGUGGGCAAGUUCUUGAAACCCCUGCUGAUUGGUGAACUGGCCCCGGAGGAGCCCAGCCAGGACCACGGCAAGAACUCAAAGAUCACUGAGGACUUCCGGGCCCUGAGGAAGACGGCUGAGGACAUGAACCUGUUCAAGACCAACCACGUGUUCUUCCUCCUCCUCCUGGCCCACAUCAUCGCCCUGGAGAGCAUUGCAUGGUUCACUGUCUUUUACUUUGGCAAUGGCUGGAUUCCUACCCUCAUCACGGCCUUUGUCCUUGCUACCUCUCAGGCCCAAGCUGGAUGGCUGCAACAUGAUUAUGGCCACCUGUCUGUCUACAGAAAACCCAAGUGGAACCACCUUGUCCACAAAUUCGUCAUUGGCCACUUAAAGGGUGCCUCUGCCAACUGGUGGAAUCAUCGCCACUUCCAGCACCACGCCAAGCCUAACAUCUUCCACAAGGAUCCCGAUGUGAACAUGCUGCACGUGUUUGUUCUGGGCGAAUGGCAGCCCAUCGAGUACGGCAAGAAGAAGCUGAAAUACCUGCCCUACAAUCACCAGCACGAAUACUUCUUCCUGAUUGGGCCGCCGCUGCUCAUCCCCAUGUAUUUCCAGUACCAGAUCAUCAUGACCAUGAUCGUCCAUAAGAACUGGGUGGACCUGGCCUGGGCCGUCAGCUACUACAUCCGGUUCUUCAUCACCUACAUCCCUUUCUACGGCAUCCUGGGAGCCCUCCUUUUCCUCAACUUCAUCAGGUUCCUGGAGAGCCACUGGUUUGUGUGGGUCACACAGAUGAAUCACAUCGUCAUGGAGAUUGACCAGGAGGCCUACCGUGACUGGUUCAGUAGCCAGCUGACAGCCACCUGCAACGUGGAGCAGUCCUUCUUCAACGACUGGUUCAGUGGACACCUUAACUUCCAGAUUGAGCACCACCUCUUCCCCACCAUGCCCCGGCACAACUUACACAAGAUCGCCCCGCUGGUGAAGUCUCUAUGUGCCAAGCAUGGCAUUGAAUACCAGGAGAAGCCGCUACUGAGGGCCCUGCUGGACAUCAUCAGGUCCCUGAAGAAGUCUGGGAAGCUGUGGCUGGACGCCUACCUUCACAAAUGAAGCCACAGCCCCCGGGACACCGUGGGGAAGGGGUGCAGGUGGGGUGAUGGCCAGAGGAAUGAUGGGCUUUUGUUCUGAGGGGUGUCCGAGAGGCUGGUGUAUGCACUGCUCACGGACCCCAUGUUGGAUCUUUCUCCCUUUCUCCUCUCCUUUUUCUCUUCACAUCUCCCCCAUAGCACCCUGCCCUCAUGGGACCUGCCCUCCCUCAGCCGUCAGCCAUCAGCCAUGGCCCUCCCAGUGCCUCCUAGCCCCUUCUUCCAAGGAGCAGAGAGGUGGCCACCGGGGGUGGCUCUGUCCUACCUCCACUCUCUGCCCCUAAAGAUGGGAGGAGACCAGCGGUCCAUGGGUCUGGCCUGUGAGUCUCCCCUUGCAGCCUGGUCACUAGGCAUCACCCCCGCUUUGGUUCUUCAGAUGCUCUUGGGGUUCAUAGGGGCAGGUCCUAGUCGGGCAGGGCCCCUGACCCUCCCGGCCUGGCUUCACUCUCCCUGACGGCUGCCAUUGGUCCACCCUUUCAUAGAGAGGCCUGCUUUGUUACAAAGCUCGGGUCUCCCUCCUGCAGCUCGGUUAAGUACCCGAGGCCUCUCUUAAGAUGUCCAGGGCCCCAGGCCCGCGGGCACAGCCAGCCCAAACCUUGGGCCCUGGAAGAGUCCUCCACCCCAUCACUAGAGUGCUCUGACCCUGGGCUUUCACGGGCCCCAUUCCACCGCCUCCCCAACUUGAGCCUGUGACCUUGGGACCAAAGGGGGAGUCCCUCGUCUCUUGUGACUCAGCAGAGGCAGUGGCCACGUUCAGGGAGGGGCCGGCUGGCCUGGAGGCUCAGCCCACCCUCCAGCUUUUCCUCAGGGUGUCCUGAGGUCCAAGAUUCUGGAGCAAUCUGACCCUUCUCCAAAGGCUCUGUUAUCAGCUGGGCAGUGCCAGCCAAUCCCUGGCCAUUUGGCCCCAGGGGACGUGGGCCCUGCAGGCUGCAGGAGGGCACUGGAGCUGGGAGGUCUCGUCCCAGCCCUCCCCAUCUCGGGGCUGCUGUGUGGACGGCGCUGCCUCAGGCACUCUCCUGUCUGAACCUGCCCUUACUGUGUUUAACCUGUUGCUCCAGGAUGCAUUCUGAUAGGAGGGGGCGGCAGGGCUGGGCCUUGUGACAAUCUGCCUUUCACCACAUGGCCUUGCCUCGGUGGCCCUGACUGUCAGGGAGGGCCAGGGAGGCAGAGCGGGAGGGAGUCUCAGGAGGAGGCUGCCCUGAGGGGCUGGGGAGGGGGUACCUCAUGAGGACCAGGGUGGAGCUGAGAAGAGGAGGAGGUGGGGGCUGGAGGUGCUGGUAGCUGAGGGGACGGGCAAGUGAGAGGGGAGGGAGGGAAGUCCUGGGAGGAUCCUGAGCUGCUGUUGCAGUCUAACCCACUAAUCAGUUCUUAGAUUCAGGGGAAGGGCAGGCACCAACAACUCAGAAUGGGGGCUUUCGGGGAGGGCGCCUAGUCCCCCCAGCUCUAAGCAGCCAGGAGGGACCUGCAUCUAAGCAUCUGGGUUGCCAUGGCAAUGGCAUGCCCCCCAGCUACUGUAUGCCCCCGACCCCCGCAGAGGCAGAAUGAACCCAUAGGGAGCUGAUCGUAAUGUUUAUCAUGUUACUUCCCCACCCCUACAUUUUUUGAAAUAAAAUAAGGAAUUUUAUUCUCA